This is a messenger RNA of Entrophospora sp. SA101, 906 nucleotides long. The record is from the annotation of a GenBank genome assembly. Lineage: Eukaryota; Fungi; Glomeromycota; Glomeromycetes; Entrophosporales; Entrophosporaceae.
AUGAAAGAAGAAGACUGGUUAAAAUAUGCUGAAACAAGUGACAACUUAUGGAAUGACUCUCAAAUGAAUAAAUUUAAAUUUCCUGAAAAUCCUGGUCAUCAUGAUCUGAAUAGAAUGUGGGAUGCAGUAAGAAAUACUCUCAUCAAAACAGCUGAAAAAACAAUUCCAAAACGAUGGGUAUCAGAAUCAUUCAAAGACAUUAAAUCAAAAGAAUUGAUCAAAAAUUAUAGCUAUCUCAGGAAGGUUAACAAAAUUUUAAUUAAAUUCAACAACAUAAAAAUUUACAAUGACAAAAUACCUUCUCAGACUGAAUGGAAUAAAGACAUAAAGAUUUUAAAUAAUAUCAUCAAUAAUGAAUUAAAUUUAAUGCAACAAAAUCAUAUAAACAUCAAACAUCAUAAUGAAGAAUCCUUCUCAAUCAAAGGAGGCAAUACACCUUUAUACACAAUUCUUAAAGAAUCAUAUUACAAAAAUACAGCACCAUUAAAAAAUAGAUUGAUAAUGUUCCUUGACCAAUUAAGAUCAUAUGAUGGAUCUUACUUAUUGACAUGGAAAGAGAUCACUGAUAAACAUUUUAAUAAAAAAAAAUUUUCAAGGAAACCAAAAUGGAUGGAAUCAUUGGAAACUUCAGUUCUUCUAAAUACUAAUUCACAAAAACUAAAACCUCAAUGGCCAAGUAUGACAAACAAUGUGCAGGAGAUACAAAUCCCAUUAAUGAACAAUAGGAAAAAAGAAUGGAUUGGUGCAUGGCCAACAUGUGGAUCUGAACUUGUAUUAGGAAGAAUAGAAAAAAAAUCAAAAAAUAACAAAAUAAGGAUAGAACAUUGGAAUCACCUCAUUCAAAAUAUAGGAACUACCCCUACAUCAAACCCUCCUAUAUUAAUACAAUGCCAUGGAUGGUCUUAA